Messenger RNA from Gaeumannomyces tritici R3-111a-1, 204 nucleotides. RefSeq lists its product as hypothetical. Bases 1 to 204 code for a protein of 67 amino acids. The record is from RefSeq and is a predicted model, not a curated record. The transcript has 2 exons. NCBI's taxonomy places the organism in Eukaryota, Fungi, Ascomycota, Sordariomycetes, Magnaporthales, Magnaporthaceae.
AUGGUCCUGCAAUGCGCCACGACCCAAGCAAAAUACAUGGCUCUGCACUGCGCCACUCAAGUGCGCAUCAACCUAGCACGCGUUAAGUACCCCAACGCGCAGAAGAAGCUCUCCGGCAGCCGCGUCAAGACGGACUGGGACAAGCGCGACAGCUACUCCAAGCGGCAGCAGGAGCGCUCAUACCAGCAAGAUCGCACCCAGUGA